Molecule: messenger RNA, 2602 nt
Organism: Linum trigynum
Lineage: Eukaryota; Viridiplantae; Streptophyta; Magnoliopsida; Malpighiales; Linaceae
Source: the annotation of a GenBank genome assembly
GUUCUUGUUUGUGAUAUUUCAGGUCCUAGUACGUGAAUGAAGGUUUAAGAACGAGUUCGGGGUCGAUUGGACGAAGUUUGAACGCUUGGCGAGAAGCUGAGAAGCCACACGGGCAUGCCCAAAAGCCACACGGACAUGUGGGAGACCCACUGUGGCCGUGUGAAGGCUCGGCAAUAGCCACACGGGCAGCCUGGACACUCACACGGCCGUGUGGGUCGUGGCCGCGUGGGAAGCCUGAAGUCACUUAACGAAACGCCACGUUUUGCAAAGCCACACGGGCAGCUGGGGGAGUCACAAGGCCGAGUGACAUGGCCGUGUGAGUCGGGAUUUUCUGGUUUUAAGCCAAUUUCCAGCCACAAGUGAGGGGAGUUACGAGUUUUAGAGAGACAGAGCGAUUCCUAGAGAGAGAAAGCGAUGAACAAGAGUUCCCAAGUGCCCUAGCUUGAUCUUCAUCACAAUUGGAGGCCGGCUUGAGCUUGGAGAAGUGCCGAUCGACGCCCAGGAGCAGAAACCCAUCCUUACAGUAUGGUUUCCGCAUCUGAAUAUGCUUUUGCUUCUUUCUCCAUGGAGUAGUUUUCUCAUUCAUCUGGGUAUGGAGAACCUUAGAUUUGUAUGUUAGGUCUGAUUGUAUGAACCCAAGUACAGCUUUUAUGAUUUGAUUAUGUUCAAUUGAGGCUUGAAUGAUUAAAUGGCAUGAAUCCUGAUCAAAUUCCUGUUGUUUCUGCUUUAACCUAGAAAGAGAAUAUCUUCCCAGGUUAAUAGAGCACCCUUAAUUGAAGGUGGUGAAUUGGCGACUUUAGUCGAGGAGUCAGUUCAUUAUUCUGUACCGAAUUUACUUCGGUAGUGGAGGUUUUGUUUGUUAAGGCCUCAAUCUGUUUACUCCGGUGGAGGCUAGUCGCCCGCUGGAGACUCAGAUUGAGAGGGUCUGGAGACCUUUAGUCGAGACUUCAUACUGUUUAAGAACCUUCUGCAGUAUAACUUUCAUAGAAACUGAACUUGGUAAUUGCAAUCCGGCUUAACUGCAGUCUAGGAUGAACCAUAUCCGGGUGACCUCUCUCGACUUGAAACAACCGUUUAACUUGCUUUGUGUUUUUGUUUGUUUGAACCUGCACUUAAGUUUUACUGCUAGAUAAUAAGAAUUCACUGAGUAGUCAUCACAUCUAGGACCCGGGUUGACAUUAAAACCCAAACCCGCUAUACUACGCUUUAGGAAGUGGUUUCACUUGGCCAUUUUCUAGAGUGACAGUAGGAGUGAGUCAAGUUUUUGGCGCCGUUGCCGGGGACGGCUUGGUUGUUGAAGAAACGUGAAUUCUAUUAAUUUAGCUUUUCUUUUCGCAUUGUUUGCUUUGUCCCACUUGUGCCUUCACGGGUUUGCUUGCUUGAGUGUGUGCAGGUAGUGCUUGACCCGUAGCCAGUCGGGAGAUUUACUACCGUUGACUCCAGAGAUUGAACGCACCUGUCGUCAACUCAGGAGAUAAAAGCGAGCUAGACUGGCUACGGAGAAGCGCCUAGACGGCCAUUUGAGCAGCGAGUCCAAGGACGAGUACGAGAUGGAAGGUGAUUACAAUCCACACCAGGGGUAUUCUCACCAGGCUCCCCUGGUGAAUCAAGUCUUGGGGAACAACCCCAUACCCCAGGCAGAUGGGGUUCAUCAUCAUCCACCGCCGCCGGGUCCCACCUUGGAGUACUACUACACUCCACGGAUUGCUGACAUCCGCCCGGUCAUCCUCUACCCACCUAUUCCAGCGAACAACUUCGAGAUCAAGCCAUGCUGGAUUCAACUCAUUACAUCUUCUAUCCAGUUCCAUGGAUUGAAGGAUGAGGAGGCAAGGGUGCAUCUUUCCCGUUUUCUGCAGCUGACGAACGGGUUCAAGCUGAACGGUGUCCCUUAUGACGCAAUCCGCCUUCACCUCUUCCCCCAUUCUCUGGCGGGGAAUGCUAAGAGGUGGUUGGAGACCCAGCCCCCAUUGUCCAUCACUUCUUGGGAUGAUCUGGCUGACAAAUUCGUGCACAGGUACUACCCAGCAUCGAAGACCACAGAGAUCCAGCAGGAGAUCACUCACUUCCGCCAAGAGCCAGACGAGUCACUUCAUGAUGCAUGGGAGCGGUACAUGGGAUAUUUCUGGCAGUGUCCCCAUCACGGCUUCAGUGAUGCAUUCACAGUGGGGAACUUCUACAGUGCUCUCUCUCCGGACAGCCAGAGGGUGAUUGAGUCUCUAUGCCCAGGAGGGGAUAUUCUUACUAAGACUCCACCCGAACUGAACCAGAUGAUCAGUACCUUGGCUGCCAGAGAUCAUUCCUGGGGGCAGAGCAGCAGAGGAAGACAUUCCCAGGACCGUGGUGUGCACACCAUGGAGACCGGAUCCAGGCUCGAGCAGCAAGUAGCGGAGUUAGUGCAGACAUUGAAGUAGCCCAACAGUCUUAUUCCGGGCAGAGGUUUGGCUACACCUCCAGUAGCUCAAUGUCAAUGGUGUGAGAGCUCAAAUCACCUAGUGGAAGACUGCCAGGCUGUGAGGGAGUCUUCUACUCCCCAAGAGCAGUUGGACUUCAUUGCCAAUGCUCGGCGCCUCGACCCAUACAACAAUACAUAUAAUGAGGGGUG